This is a messenger RNA of Lolium rigidum, 727 nucleotides long. RefSeq lists its product as uncharacterized. The record is from RefSeq and is a predicted model, not a curated record. The transcript is spliced from 2 exons. NCBI's taxonomy places the organism in Eukaryota, Viridiplantae, Streptophyta, Magnoliopsida, Poales, Poaceae. The coding region runs from base 93 to 623 and encodes 176 amino acids.
GUGCACAGUUAGCUAAUAAUCACAGAAAACACCACUGAGACGCCACUUUGAUUGAUUUCUCGCCGUCCCUUUGUUUUUGAGCAUCGGUCAAGAUGAAGGCGUCCCAGUUCUUGAAGCAGCUCUUCUCCGCCAUCGUGGCCGCUGUGAAGGGGAGGUCUACCGCGACGGGCAGCAAGACAAGCCCCGUGCGGACGCGCCUCGUCAUCUUCAGCAUCCUCCGGAACAAGAAGCUCCUGAUGAGCGCCAUCAACAGCAAGAUUCACGCGGUCAUGGGCGGCAGAAGCCAAGACAACAGCGAGCACGGCAAUGGCAACCACCUUGUUGCGGCCGCGAGCAGUGGAGUUGGUAGGAAAGCCGCCGUGCUGAAAACCUGCCGAGCUUCCGAGGUGGAGAAAGAGGAGGGCGGAGAGGGUGUGGCGAAGCAGCUGCAGCUGGCGAACGUGCCGCCAGGGUCGGUGAUCGAUCUUGCCCGCAGCGCGGCGGAACGAGGCGGCGUGGAGUUCAGGCUGGAGGACGAGAUCGACCACGUCGCCGACGUGUUCAUCAGGAAGUUCCACGACCAGAUGAAGCUGCAGAAGCUCGAAUCCUUCAAGAGGUUCUGCGAGAUGCUCGAAAGGAACUAACUUGAUCAACAGCUGAAUGAUCACCACAUCGAUCGCUAGCUCAAAUGCAGACUGUGGAGGGUCGAAUCCGUAUGAUUUAAGUUAGAGGUUGAUUAAUUCAACUC